Exserohilum turcica Et28A is the source of this 1649-nucleotide messenger RNA. RefSeq lists its product as uncharacterized. Bases 1 to 1422 code for a protein of 473 amino acids. The transcript has a single exon. The record is from RefSeq and is a predicted model, not a curated record. Gene Ontology annotation, molecular function: catalytic activity. NCBI's taxonomy places the organism in Eukaryota, Fungi, Ascomycota, Dothideomycetes, Pleosporales, Pleosporaceae.
AUGCCGCCAGCCUCGUCGCCUUCCGUGUCUCACUUCAACGAACCCUUCAUCUCUGCCCUCGAUGCCGCUGCCCCCAGCAAUGCAAGUGACGAUCCAAGCUACUAUGCCCGCUACCCCCGGACACUGGUCACCACAUCCAACCUCGACACAUUCAUGACGGGUACCGGAUCCGCAAUCUAUCAAUCUCUCGUCCCGCUGCUUGAAUCUGCCAACCACGAGCUCAUCCUCGUGACAUGUUUCUGGGCGCGGUCCGCAACCCUCGACACACUCAACCACGUGCUGAGAAGACUGUCCGACAAGGCUGUGAGACGAGGCACGGAUAAGAUUAGAGUCCGGCUAUGUUUUUCAUCAAGCUCCCUUUUCCAGAAACUGUUCCACAACCAGGCCAUAACAGGCCAGACAUAUCCUCCCGCCACAUGGGUCAGCAAGCUGGGUCUGCCCGACCCGUCGGAGCUGAACGGCCUCAACCUCGAGAUCAAGUCGAUAUUCCUCAUGCCGUUUAGCGUUAUGCACCCCAAGUUCAUCAUCGUGGACCGCCAAACAGCCGUCCUGCCCAGCUGCAACAUCAGCUGGGAAGAAUGGUUUGAAGGCGCCGUCACCCUCUCCGGGCCCAUUGUAUCGCAGUUCUUAAAAUUCUACCGCACAUUCUGGGAGCGGCGACAAGACGAGCCCACGACUCUCGACGCAGAGCCCCUCACCGCCGUGAAACCCGUCGAAGCCCUCCAAUCCUCAAUCCAGCUCUCAUCCACAAACACGCCCAGCAUCUUCCUGCCGAGCCCCCACCGCCGGAACCCACACUUCAGCCUCUUCGCACCGCAAGAUGCACUACAAGCACCCCCAACACCACUCAACACGUUUCUUCUCACGCUGUUUGCAAACGCACACCGCACAAUCCGCAUCCAAACACCCAAUCUGACGGCGCCUCCCGUCCUCGCUGCGCUCUUGCGCGCCCUCGCCCGCGGCAUCCACGUGACGAUUCUCACAUCAGCCCGCCUCAUGAUCCUCGAGCAACUCGUAACCGCAGGCACCACGACGCACCGCUGCAUGGCCAAGCUCAUAAAGCGGUACCGCGCGCUGUGCUCCACGUACCACCGCCACGACACGUCGAGCGUCGACGAGGAAACAGCAAUGGCUGCAACCCAGCCGGGCACCCUGCACGUGUCGUUUUUCGAGCCCAUGGGCGGCGCCCGCGGCAAAGGCGACGAAAGGGGUGAGCCGCAGCAGUCGCAUUUGAAAAUGACGGUUGUCGAUGACGACGUCGUGGUCCUGGGAUCAGGGAACCUCGAUCGCGCCAGUUGGUAUACCAGUCAGGAGUUGGGCGUGGCGUUUUUCGGCGCCGACCUCGUGCGUGGGAUUACGGGCUCGGUGGAUGAGGCGGUUGAGGGGAGGGUGAAGGUGCUGUUUGAUAGUCGGAGGGAGUGAGUGUAGUCAUGUUUUUGGGUGUCGUUUGACGAGGCAUAGCAUAGCACUGUUGCAUCAGGCAUGGAUAGAGAUGGGGGAAAAAGCGACUGCCAGAUCAUGCAUCCAUUUUACUAUUAAUGUCGGUCGCUUACUACGCAAAACAGACUGUGUAUACCACGACGCUUCUACCUUGGCAGCAUCUGAGCUAGCUUUGCAUGUGUAAGUGAAGGAGGUACAGCAGCAGUAAC